This is a messenger RNA of Ruditapes philippinarum (Manila clam), 727 nucleotides long. RefSeq lists its product as uncharacterized. NCBI's taxonomy places the organism in Eukaryota, Metazoa, Mollusca, Bivalvia, Venerida, Veneridae. The coding region runs from base 45 to 602 and encodes 185 amino acids. The transcript is spliced from 5 exons. The record is from RefSeq and is a predicted model, not a curated record.
AUUUUAUCCUUCAUUUGACUGUAAGCACAUAUUAACCUCUAAAUAUGUGCUUGUUAUUUUCACAGGAAAUUGCAAAGUGUGUCAUUGUGGCUUUUGCCUUUUUGAUUUUGGGAUCAAAUGCCGUACCUGAGUACCGGAGGAUUGUAGCCCAUUAUGGAGAUACAGUGACAGCAUACGAAGAUGUGAUGAUUGACAAAGAAGCAGAGCUAAUCGUUUCAACCGACGCCAAGGUUUCAUCCAAGAAAUUCACGCCAUCAAUGUCAUUCCAUGACUUUUCUGCGGGAUAUACUGUCAAUAAACUUGUUGAGAAGGGAGUUUGUUACAUAUCGAAAAAUACACACUCUAUUGAAACUUUGAUAGAGGCCCUCAACCAAGCAGAAAGAGACAAUGGUGACUUUGAAAUCAGACAGAUACUCAAGUGUACAUCAAAGACAUUUGUCGAACAGUCGGAGAUGCUAAAGUACGGAGAGAGGAUAGCUGCCUUCUGUAAAGAUUACGAGUCGGUGUUUGUUGUAAGAGACAAAAUGUGCAGUAAGAGAGAAACUUGGGCCUUUGAAGAGAACGCCAUUGCAUGUGUCUUUUGCAUUGCAUUUUGUUACUAAAUCGCAGUUGUUGGAGAAAAACACACAUUUAUAUAUGUAAAGAUAAAACAAAGUGUUUUGAUAAUGACAAUCAUCAUCAGCAGUUGUAACAUUUAUGAAUGUACUAUAUAAAGCCUUUCAAUGAU